ACUACAUGAGAUUAAACUGUUUAGGCGCGCGGCGAUAUAUUUGAGCUAGUUUAAAGGCGUUUUACGGAUUUGAUAUAUAAAACAAGCGGUGGUCGGUGUACAAAGGUCUUUCAUACAUUAUAAUACUAUGGCCACUCCUCCGAAGAGAUCUUGUUCGAGGCUAGAAGCUGAUCUUAGUUUCGAAAAAAGGGCUUUGAAAGUCUCAAUAGAGGGAAACAUAGCGGCUGGGAAGUCAACUUUUGUGCGGAUGUUGGAGCGUACUUCAGAGGAAUGGGAGGUCAUACCUGAGCCCAUCGGGAAGUGGUGCAAUGUGCAAACCACAGAGAAUGAGUACGAGGAGCUUAGCACUUCACAGAAGAGUGGAGGGAACCUGCUGCAGAUGUUAUAUGACAAGCCCAGCCGCUGGUCCUACACUUUCCAGACCUACGCCUGCUUGAGUCGUGUCCGUUCACAACUCCAGCCUCCUUCUGCCAAGCUUCAGCAGGCUGAGAAACCUGUCCAGUUCUUUGAGCGUUCUGUCUACAGUGACCGGUAUGUGUUCGCCUCCAACCUCUUUGAGUCUGGAGAUUUGAAUGAGACUGAGUAUGCCAUCUACCAAGAUUGGCAUUCAUGGCUCCUCACUCAGUUUGAGUCUCAGAUUGAGCUUGACGCCAUGAUCUACCUUCGUGCAGAUCCUGAGAGAUGUAUGCAGCGUCUUCAGUUUAGAGGGCGAGAGGAGGAACAGGGAAUUCCACUAGAUUAUCUGGAGAAGUUACAUUAUAAGCACGAGUGUUGGCUGUACAACCGAACCACAAAGGUAGAUUUUGAGUCGCUUAAAGACCUUCCUGUAUUGGUCCUGGAUGUUAAUGAGGACUUUAAAAAUGACAGAAUUAAACAAGAAGGGGUAAUUGAAAAGGUGAGUGUCUCUUGGUCUGUGGACAAAUGGAAACAUUUCUUCAAAGAUAUAAAUAGUAUCUUUAAUUUAGAGCAUCACUUUGUGUCUUACUGUAAACUGUUUUGGAAUCAUCAUGUUUGGACAGAAUUUAACACUGUUCUGUGUUUUCUUUUUUUCAGGUGAGGGACUUCUGACCAUGUAGCAUCUGCUUGCAUAUAGACUGGUGAUUUAUCACUAGUUUCUUGAUCAGUGUUAUGCCCCUGAAAUUAAUUAUUUGUUUAGCUUUUGUAUCUCGCGUGUUGUACAUAUUUAUUUGUUUUUAUUAAAUCAUGAUUUUUAAAGUUUUAACAGCAAGAAAUGUAAAUAAGCCUUUUUAAUUCACAUAGAAAGUACUCUGGAAGUAGAUAGGCACGUUGAUUCAAAUAAAAUACGAAAAAAGCCACAUACAAGAACAAAGUGUAAAAAAUUCUCAGCACUUGAAUACAGACUAAUCAUGACAAGGGUAACCUGUGGCAUGUGCAUAUAGUAUGCAUUAUACAUAAUUAAACCUAUGUAUACACAGGAGGACUUAAUUGACUUUUGUGUUAAUAGCAUGUGGAAUUUGAGUUGUUUGUCAUGACAUGCCUAUACAGUUGUGCUCAAAAUUGUACAUACCCCUUGCAGAUCUGGAAAAAUCUGAAACUUUGGAAAAUAAGAGGAUUUUUGAAAAUUAAGGUUGAUUUUUUUUAUGUAUUCUUGCCCAGAGCAAGUUAUUUCACUAAGUAAAUGUUAACAUUAAGUUCACACUAAAGAAUAAAAACAGAAUUUCAAAAAAUUGCCAAGGGCAAAAGUUAACGUACCCCUGAUUCUUCAUACUGUAUGAUGUUACCUAAACAAUCAAUGACAGUUUUUAUGUUAGUCAUAGUUGUUUAAGGGUUUCUUGUUUGUCAUGAGUCAUUAGACUGUCCACUGAUCUUCAAAACAAUCACCCAGGUCCUCCACAAUCUUUGCUUUUUCAGCAUUUCUGAAUAUUUGACUCAUGUCCAGCAGUAACUGUAUGAUGUUGAGAUUCCUCUUUUUACAUUGAGGACGAUCAAGAGACUCAUACACAACUAUUACAAUAGAUAGAAACAUUCAGUGAUGCCCACAAAGUCAACAUGAUUCAUUUAAAGUCAGGUGGGUGUAAACCUCUGAAAAUGGUUUUUAUGUAAAAAAAUAUACAUUUAAUUUCCUGAAAAACAUUUAUGUAUUUUUAAAUCUUCUGAAGGACAUUAGUAAAUGAAAAAAUAAGAUGUAUAAAUGAAACGACAGCAAUUUACAUCAAAACCAUUUUUCAGAGGCUUUCAAUUUACAGUUGUACGUUUGAGCAGAACUGUAAAUCAACAUAUUUAAUUAGCAUGAUUCCCUGCUUUUUGUCAAAGUACAAAAUGUAAAUUCUACCAUUAUACUAUAAUUAUAAGUUCCUAAAUAAAUUAUUGAAAUUCUUUGGUUAAAAAGUUUGGAAACCUUAGACAUCCAUGUCAUUUUAAAUGUACAGAAUAGAUAUAUAGAUUAAAUACAUGGAUAAAAUAAUUCACUUCUGCAGUUUUGGAUACAGCCCUCUUCAUGUCAUAUGGUCAUUGUUGGUGUUGUAAUACAAAUUGUAUCUGUAAUAAACUUCUAUCUUCAGAGCAUCUCCA
Messenger RNA from Triplophysa dalaica, 2532 nucleotides. RefSeq names its product deoxynucleoside kinase. The record is from RefSeq and is a predicted model, not a curated record. Gene Ontology annotation, molecular function: deoxyguanosine kinase activity. Gene Ontology annotation, cellular component: mitochondrion; cytoplasm. Bases 128 to 1057 code for a protein of 309 amino acids. NCBI's taxonomy places the organism in Eukaryota, Metazoa, Chordata, Actinopteri, Cypriniformes, Nemacheilidae. The transcript is spliced from 6 exons.